Messenger RNA from Fomitiporia mediterranea MF3/22, 681 nucleotides. RefSeq lists its product as uncharacterized. The coding region runs from base 90 to 581 and encodes 163 amino acids. NCBI's taxonomy places the organism in Eukaryota, Fungi, Basidiomycota, Agaricomycetes, Hymenochaetales, Hymenochaetaceae. The transcript is spliced from 6 exons. The record is from RefSeq and is a predicted model, not a curated record.
GUCGGACAAGUUUAUAGUUUUUAGCGCUCCCCAACGUAUAGGACUCGACAGAAGUUCCCCACGUCGUUAGAGCCAGUACACCUUGACCAAUGGCCAGCACAGUAGCAGAAAGCUCAAGUCCAAUCAAGGACUUCAGGGCUGCUCACACCUGUUCAUCUGGCGUCCAUAGGUAUAGAGGCGCUGUGGUAGAGGAUUUACAACUUCCACCGGCAUUUGCACUCCCACAAAGCGAAAACAUAGCUCGUGCGAUCGAGCUGGCGUACGAUCGUGACUUCUCGCACAUCCCGAUAUUAUCCAAAGAACGCAAGCCACUGGGAUAUCUUGACGUAGCGGCGCUCAAGACCAAAUGGGAGGCUGGCCAGGCCGAUCCGAGUGACAAUGUAAAACAGUAUAUGACCAAGUUCUCUCGUGGGCCAUCGCAGAUAUAUACACUCAUCACGCCAGACACGCCCCUUCAUGAACUCGAAGAUUUCCUAAAGAAUAAUCUUUUCGCACUUGUCACCGACCCGGAGAGAAAAUUCGUCUUGGCAGUGGCCACCCAGAGUGAUCUAGAUAGUUACAUCACUCGUCGUGGCCUCUGACGGAAAUACCACGGUCUUGUUCGCUGGCAUAUUUCACUAGUAGCAUGGUUUUAAUUGCCCUGUUUUAGACUUUUGAUGUUUACUACAAUCCUUUGGUCCC